Alosa sapidissima (American shad) is the source of this 4730-nucleotide messenger RNA. RefSeq names its product spindlin-1. The transcript has 5 exons. The coding region runs from base 172 to 879 and encodes 235 amino acids. The record is from RefSeq and is a predicted model, not a curated record. Gene Ontology annotation, biological process: gamete generation. NCBI's taxonomy places the organism in Eukaryota, Metazoa, Chordata, Actinopteri, Clupeiformes, Clupeidae.
UUACGGAUGUCACUUCCUUGAGCGCAGAAUAAAGUAGAAAGGCAGAAACGUGACAUGGACAUGUAUUUUUGAAAUCUGCGACUAGGACUAUAUUAUAAAGACUGGUUAUAUAAACGGGAGCAGUUGUUGUUGACAAAGCAGCAGAGAGCGGGGUUUUGAAUUGAUGGAAAGAUGUCCAAAAAAAGGGGGAGGAAGCGUAGCAGCGGGGAGCUGAGCGACGGCCUGUCCCCAGACCCCAGCAGCCUGCUGGGCAAGCGCAUCCAGCACAGCUGGCGUGAGAAGGGCGCGCUCACCAAGUGGAAAGGCACAGUACUGGACCGCCUCAGCGUCAACCCUUCACUCUUCAUGGUCAAAUAUGACGGCUUUGACUGUGUCUACGGAAUUGAGCUCUUCAAGGACGACAGGGUGUCCAACCUCCAGGUCCUCACCGAGAAAGUGGUGAAUAAUAAGAUCAAGGUGCCUCAUGAUGCGGAGGAGCUGGUGGGGAAGGCCGUGGAGCACCUGUUUGAGAAGGAGGACGGCGAGAAGAACGAGUGGCGCGGCAUGGUGCUCUCCCGUGCGCCCAUCAUGACCAACUGGUACUACAUCACCUACGAGAAGGACCCCGUGCUCUACAUGUAUCAGCUCUGGGACGACUACAAGGAUGGGGACCUACGCAUCCUACCUGAAGCAGAGAAUAAGCACCUGCUGCCUGCGGACAGGAAGCCAGGGGAAGAGUCGGAGAGCCUGGUGGGGAAGCAGGUGGAGUAUGUGACAGAUAAGGGCGUGAAGCGCACGGGCCUGGUCAUCUACCAGGUGCCCGCCAAACCCUCGGUCUACUACAUCAAGUAUGACGACGACUUCCACAUCCACGUCUAUGACCUUGUCAAGACCACCUAAGGCCAGUCAAUGAAGACACAUCACAACAACAACAACAGCAACAACAACAUCAUCAACAUCAACAACAACAACAACAUGAAAAUGGAAAAAACUAAAAGUAAUGUAUUUAUGAUGACUCAAAUUCAAACUCGCCCCCACAGCUCCAUAGCGCCCCCAACUUGUCUGUCAGCUGUAAUCGUGUUCUCCAGCGUAGUGUAGCCGGCUUCAGUUAGCGUACCACCACACACAGAUAUAUAUAUAUAUAUAUAUAUAUAUAUAUACACACACACACACACACACAUAUACAUACAUACACACACACAUACAAGGACUAAACCAAGUGGUGGUGGGGGGGGUGGUUCAGCUCACAUGUUCAUGAGUAGUUAUAUGUUGGGGAACAACUGAUCGUGUGAAUACUUGUGUUUGUUCAAUAUGAGUUUGUGCUUUGAUUAGGUCAAAUUUGUGAUUCGUAUGUGUAUUUCAAAAUAUAUUUCUACCAGUGUGUUUUGCUAAUUGUUUUGGGCAGGGUUUGAAAUGACUGACCACCCUGAUUCGUUUUCGUUAAUGAUGUUCAUCGUGCUUUGCCGCACCUUUUUCUUUUAAGGUGUCAACUACACAAAGAAAACAUGAACUUCACAUUCAGAUCUCAACACAACCUUAUAUUAUCAGGCUGUCAUGGCACUAAUCACACACAUAAGUUAUUAAACUGCAUACAGUUACUAAAGAGAUACAAUUAGAAAUACACUCAUAGACAGGUUUCCCUAAUGAAUCAGAGCCUGGCUGGAAUGAGACAGCCAGCAGAAAGCAAUUAAAACUAAGUGAGAUGGUUUUAGCUGGAUCUUGAGCUAAGAUGUUUCCAGUCAGUGGCAAGCAGUCACUCAGCUGUACGUACAGUCAAGCCAUUUCGUUACUAUGGCAUCAUAACUGUCUGCCUUGUUCAGUGAAAUCUACAGAAAUCACCUGAGGGAAGCACACGUAUGGAGAAUAUCUACAUUACCAGUAUAUUAUACGACAUGUGGUGGUGGGGGGGGGGGGGGGGGGGGGGGAAUGGCAGUGUGAAUCUGCCGUGAAUCUUGGAACAUGAAUGAGAUCGUUUGUAAUUAUUGAAAAAUUUUCCUAAUGUGUGUCUAUGUAGCAUAGCUGUGAAACGGCUAAGAAUGAAGCUACAGGGCUCCUAACAUUAAUUUAUCUCCAAUUCAUCUGACCGAUAACAAUGCACUUUUAAACAAGUACUUACUGGCUUCUUAACGUAGCAUAGUCCCCAUUUAAGUCUCCUAUUUACGCCAAAAUAAAGCUAAUAGUAGUUAAAUUCAAAAGCCAUCGAAAAGCUGAAGCUAACAUAUAGCGCUGUAGCUAACGCUCUUGGCCACCUAGAGAAGCACAUGGUUUUAGAUUUGGGCGACUAAAGCAUCUAAGAUGUGGUCUUCCAGCAGGCUGGCACUGCUGCUGGUUCCUAAAAAAUAAAAAAAAUAAAAAUAAAAAAAUAAAAUUCGGACACAUUAUUGUACUUGAUAUAUGAUAAUUUAAGGUGUGGCUUUUGAUGAUCAUUUGAGCAUCAACUCGAAAUUAACUCAUGGCAUUUUCCCUCAAAGUGCUACACAGCUUUACCGAAUUGGACUGGGACAUUCAUGUUCUGUUUCAGCUGUGCCGUUAGUUAGGCCAGGCUGUGUUCUUCACCGUGAUUGGAGGAGUUGGGCAUGCGUGUCCCUCUCCCUCCGACAGUUACGCCAUGUUAGCUUAGCUCGGCUCUGCUCUGGGAGUUGUGCUAUCGUGGCAGCCUCGCCCCCAUAUGUUUAGACUCUGCUCAAACUUUCCUGGUUUGUUGUAAAUAUUGCAAACAAAAAUAAAAGCUUGAACUGAUGACUUUUUUUGUUGUUGAGGGAGGGAUGGGUAGGUAAGGGGAUUAGUAGUGACGUAAUGAUUUGGCCUAUUACACUUGUAGCAAAUGCACUUUAAUUCUGGGCUUUGGUUCUCUCUUGCUCUUCUUAAACAGACUCUUGGCCUAAUCCCACACACUCAAGCCAGAGUGCAUGCUGAAGUAGCUUAGCAUCAUCAUGCUAAUUGGCGGAGCAUAGAUCAGAUUAAUUGAUGACUGAGUUGUAUUGUAGAAAACAUCAGUCUGGGAAAAAAAAGCAAAAGGAAAUUUAGAAUAAGAAUGUGUCACAGUUUGUUACGGAGUUAUUUGUCUUGUGCUGCGGAGAUUGUCGCCACAACUUUGAAUGGUGAAGUGUAUCCCCUCCCUCAGUGAAAUCCUCGGGUUUCUCUGGUUGCCCUUCAUGCACAGUAGCUGAGGGCGACCCAGGGACCUGGUGUUAAAACACCCCAUUGAAAAGGAUGACUUCUCCUAGAGAGACAGACAGAUGUGAAGCAGCCCUAACAGCAACUGGCCCUGUUCAUGCCAACCUGGCUCUGAUUUGGCUUGAAUCAGUUUUAUCCAGCUGCUGUGUGGGCUUGUGAAUUGUACAGACCCCAAGACUUUGUCUCAUACUUCUUUGCUGGCUUUUUUCUUCUUCUUCCUUCUUCUUAUUCUGGACACACGUCUUUGAGUCUAUAUAUUCCCAGUGUUGCUGUUGUCCUGUGUGUGUACACUGUACAGAUUUGACCAGUGGGGGACAUUCUCCUUAUUGGUCUCUGCCCUGUUAGGGUUCCGCUGCCUCUUCUGGCUCUGCAUGCCUAUCUGUCUGUCUGUCUGUCUGUCUGAAGUUGUGGAGGAGUGUCUGCAUAAGUGCCAAGGUGCUGGAGCGGGUCUUAGCCAGGCAGGAGCUGCGAGUGGAACAGGCCUGUGUCUGGUUCUGGUUCUGAUUGGGAGCCUCUGCUGGCCCAGAACCGGCCGUGGCCAAGCUCUUACCACAGGAGUGCCAACGAGCGUGCAGGGCAGGGUAGUCUUAAAAACACACCAGAGGAGUGUGUGUGUGUGUGUGUGUGUUGUGCUUGACUGGACACAAUCCACCAUUUGGCUGUACUGAUGUGAUAUUUUUUAGACUGGGAAGCCCAGUCGCUAGGUGUAAUAUUAAGUAAUAAUUCAGUCCUGAUACAGCACAGCUGUGAAAUCGGGGAAGGAACUUUAAAGCUGCCAGCACUUGUCCAGGUGGUAGCCUACUUUUAGAGAACGCUGCCAGCACACCAGCACCUCCUGCUAACUUGGCUUGGCUAAGACCUGCACUAGAGUUGUACUUGUAAUGAACUUGUAUGGUUCAGUUUUGGGUUUUAAACCAGGAGUUAAAAACUGUGUUUUAAGAUAUUAAUAAGUGAGAUAUAAACUGUGAGUGACCCUGGAUCUUGGGUGAAGCUCAUGGAAACUAUAUAUUGCACUUAUCCCCUUUGAAUCAAAAUGACCAUGUUUGUAAUAAAUACAGAUAUAUCAUCAAGGUCUGUACAAAAAUGUUUUUCCUUCUUUAAAAGCACACAAUAUUUUUCCCCCCCAAAAAGACAGACUCUUAAGUUCCUGAAGAUGUUCUAUUGUUCCAAACAAACCAAGCCAAUGCUUAAAUUUGAGGACGUCUUUGAGCUAUUUAGUUUUCUCCUUGGCUGUCAAAGCAGAGAUUGAUGGCAUAGGCUUACCUAUGUUGUACUCUUUUGAUUGGCGGUUUGUUUAGCCACACGGCUCCUUUGUGAAUAACUCUCUCUCUUGCUCCUGUGUGUUUGUUUGUUUGUGUUUACUCUUGUGCCGUCUGCUGGCUUCUGGUAAUGCACAGCUGCCCAUGUAUACGUUGAUGACACACUUGUGCUUGUGUGUUUGAAUCCAUUUUCGCUGCUUAUUACCAAAGUUCACUUUUCUGUAGGCGACUACAUCAAGGAGUGUCAAAUCCACACCCAUCAUGUUUCUGUAACAAUGCUACCAUGAAAUAAAAUAAAGACGAUAUUUUUUUGCA